AUGAAUACAUCUUCUCAGUAUGCAAUCAUAUUUGCAUGGUUACUAUGUGCAAUAUUAUUUAUGUUCAACACGGGCACGUCCCGCUUCAAGAUCCACUCUAACCAGAAAGACAAGAAUGCUCUAUUAAAUUUCAAGCAAGGAGCCAUAGGUCCAUCAGGUGUGCUCUCUUCAUGGUCCACUAAAAACGAUUGUUGUGAGUGGAGAGGAGUAACUUGUGAUAACAUCACAAGUAGAGUUACUGAGCUCAAUCUUCCAUGUUCUACAACCUUUUAUCCAACAUAUGUUGACAAAGUGGAUAAAUCACACUGCCUUACAGGUUCUAUCCAUUUAUCUUUUGUGGAGUUAAAAUUUCUAACUUACUUGGAUUUGAGCAAUAAUGAUUUCUUAGCUAUCCAAUUUGACUUUGUUAGUAGUCAAAAUAAUCAUAAUGGAUCUCUUGCUACCCCUCUUCGUGAGUUCGUCAACUCUUCAGUUCUUUAUUAUCUUGAUUUAUCAAUUAAUGAGAAUCUUGUCAUUGAUAAUCUUCAGUGGCUUUCCCACCUUUCUUCCUUGGAAUAUCUCGACCUUGGUCACAUUGAUCUUCACAAGGAAACUAGUUGGCUCCAAUCAGUAACCAAGCUUUCAUCACUUGAAGGAUUGUACCUGAGUCAUUGUCAACUUGAAGACUUGAGUCCGUCUCUUCGAUAUGCUAAUUUUACUUCACUUCAAGAAUGGCUUGGACAAAUUGAACAUUUACAAGAUCUUAUUCUUGAAGAGAACAAGUGUUCUGGAUCUAUUCCCACCAAUUUGGGAAAUCUAUCAUCCUUAAUGGUCUUUAAUGUCGACAGAAAUAAUUUGACAGGGGUUGUGUCCAAGAGAACUUUUGAAAAACUAUCAAAGUUGAAGAUAUUGAAUAUAUGCCUACCACAACCGUUAAUCUUUGAUUUUGAUCCCCUCUUGGUUCCUCCUUUUCAACUUGACGAAACAUGUUUAGUAUUUGGUGGUUCUAAACCUCCUGCAUGGUUAUCAACACAAAGAUCUCUUGAUUCUAUUGGAGAGAUACCCCCAUCAAUGGGCCUGUUAUCUAAUCUUAAUGCGUUGCAUCUGCAUGAGAAUGAGCUAUACGGUGAGAUAACUCCCUCGUUGCAAAAUUGCCCUCUUUUGGUCUUCAAUGUUCGUGAAAAUAACUUUUCAGGAAAUAUGCCAAAUUGGAUACCAAAGAGUGCCAAGGCUCUCCAAUUAAGGUCCAAUCAAUUCAGUGUCCAAAUACCAUCAGCUACACAACUUCAGGGGUUUAGUGCACUCAGUUAUAUAGGAAACCACUAUCUUUGUGGACCUUCACUCAAAAAAAUCUGCUUGCAGGAUGGUAAAUCAAAAGAUACAAUGGCAAUGGAUGAAUCUGCAUUUUUGUCAUGGUUUUACAUUGGUAUAGAAUCUGGAUUUGCCUUGGGUUUUUUGGGUGUUUGCUGUGCCAUUUUCUUAAAUAAGAAAUGGAGACACGCUUACUUCAAGUUCCUUUAUGGCUUAAGAGAUCGACUUUGUCGUGGUUGUAAUCAAUGUUAA
Messenger RNA from Abrus precatorius (Indian licorice), 1542 nucleotides. RefSeq names its product receptor-like protein EIX1. The coding region runs from base 1 to 1542 and encodes 513 amino acids. The transcript is spliced from 4 exons. Lineage: Eukaryota; Viridiplantae; Streptophyta; Magnoliopsida; Fabales; Fabaceae. The record is from RefSeq and is a predicted model, not a curated record.